Aspergillus campestris IBT 28561 is the source of this 1014-nucleotide messenger RNA. RefSeq names its product putative leucoanthocyanidin dioxygenase. Gene Ontology annotation, molecular function: dioxygenase activity. The transcript has 3 exons. NCBI's taxonomy places the organism in Eukaryota, Fungi, Ascomycota, Eurotiomycetes, Eurotiales, Aspergillaceae. The record is from RefSeq and is a predicted model, not a curated record. Bases 1 to 1014 code for a protein of 337 amino acids.
AUGGGCUCUCUCUCGGAUCAUAACGGUCUUCAGACCAUCGACAUCUCUGACUAUCUCCAUAGCAAUGACCCCGUUUCCCGCAAGGCCAAAGCAGACGAACUGGUCAAGGCGAUCCACGGGCAAGGAGCCUGCGGGAUCGUUGGCCACAACAUCCACAUUGACACCUGGCGCGAGGCGCUACAACGGUCCAAGGAGUUCUUUGAUCUGCCGCUGGAGGAAAAGAGAAAGGUUGACCAUCCGCAUGGCACAGUGCCGCAUCGCGGAUACACUGGCGUGGGCAGGGAAAGGAUCUACAGCAAGGAUGAACUGGAAGCCAUGGCAGACGAUCCGGGCGUCAGGACAGACAAAGCUCUGGACUGGAAGGAGCACUACGACAUUGGAAGCGACCAGGAACCUAUCCACCAUAAUCGUUGGGUCGACGAAAAAGCUCUCCCCGGAUUCCGGGCAUUCAUGACGGAUUUCCUCCAGAAGUUGGAGCAGCUGCACCGAGCCGUCCUGGACGCUCUGCUCUUGGGACUGGAAGUAGAACCCAGCGAGGCCGACUACUUCCGCUCUCUUCACGCCGGCCCCCAGAGCGGAUUCCGACUACUGCACUAUCCAUCACUCCUCGAGUCGACCAUCGAUCGUCAGGCGACCACCUGGUGUCCCCCGCACACUGACUUUACGACCUUCACAUUUCUCAUCCAAGAUCAGAACCAGGGACUGGAGAUCGAAGACCGAAGCCAGCCCGGGACGUUCAUUCCGGCCACGACCGAGAUUCGAGACCGCAUCUGGUUUACCAUGGGGGACUUUGGAGAAGUAUGGAGUAAUGGCUACCUGCCUGCGUCCAAACAUCGAGUGAUGAUCCCUUCCCCACCGCCAGGCUUGAGUACGACUACGGAAAGAUUCUCGAUCCCGUAUUUUGUAAAUCCAAGAAGCGACGUCGUAUACGACGGGUUCUGGUUCAUUUGUGUCAAUGUAGACGAGGCCGAGAAACAAAACGGACCGAGAGGAUCAAUGCUUGGGGAACUCUAA